AUGGCUAGCCCUCCUGUGCUAGCUUUCGAUGCUGAGGGACGUCCAGUGAAGUUUGACACCUGGCUAGAUGACCUGCACCUCUUCCUACAGCUCACUGCCAAGGAGGACAUCUCACUGUACGAUCACGCCCUAGGCCAUGCUACUGCCCCUCCUACUACUGCUGACAGCACUGCCCGCUCACAGUGGCAGACUCGUGACGCCCACGCUCGCUUUGCUAUUCGCAACUCCCUGCCGAUAGAUGAACGCGAGCACUUUGGCCAGCACAAGACUGCGCAGGCACUGUACACUGCUGUCGUUGCCCGCUACUCCUCACCUGCCUCUGCCGCACUAGGCCGUCUCUCGCUUCCCUACCUGUUCCCCGACCUGUCCUCUUUCCACACAGUCGCUGACCUCAUCACGCACCUCCGCACUAGUGAGGCUCGCUUCCGCGCCGCUAUGCCUGAUGAGUUCCUUGCCAAGAACCCCCCCCCGCUCUGGCUCACUCUCUACCACCUAGUCACCCGCCUCCCUGACUCUCUGCGUGCAGUCAGGGAUUCCUUCCUAGCUCGCUGCCCUACUGAGCUCACCAUUGCCCUCCUCGAGAAGGAACUACUUGCAGCUGAGGCUAGCAUAGUCGCUGUAGGUGCCUCUCGUGGCGACCCCCGCACCCCGUUCUUUGAGGGGUGUUCUCCUUCCCCCCUUCUUCCCUCUGUCGCCUCUGCUGCUGCUGUCGACCUCCUUGGUGCUGAGAAGGUCGGGACUGCGUCUGCUUCGAGCGGACGCCGCAGCGGCAAGGGCAAAGGGGGCAAGGGAGGCGGAGGUGAUGGCGGGGGAGGCGGUGGUGGGGGCGGUGGCGGCGGUGGGGGUGGUGGCGGGGCUGGAGGGGCGAGUGGCAGCGGUGGGGGUAGUGGCAGCAGCGGCGGGGGAGGUGGCAGGGGCGGGGGCGGUGGUGGGGGUGGCGGUGGACGCGGCGGCGGCAGGGGUUGGGGUGGUCGAGGAGGUGGGGGCGGAGGUGGUGGUCGUGGAGGCGCUGGCGGUGGCCAGAGCCAGCAGCACACUCCGUCGCCCCAGGAGGUCCGUGAGUGGUACUCUCAGCGCGGGGGGGCGGGUGGCUUUAGCUGCACGUACGUCAUUCGCACUGGUGACCGCACUGGUCAGCCGUGUGGGGGACCGCACGCCACGCAGCGCUGCUUCGCUCGCCUCAACGACGCUUGGCGUGUUCAGUUCCCUCAGGCCACUGAGCUGCCCCGCUGGGUUGAUCUCCUGAAGAAGGGGAUUGAUAUCUAUGCUCUAGACUUUGAUGCUAUUCUCACUGCCAUGUAUGUGAUGUCUACUAGUGGAGAGGGUGCUGAGUACCUGUGUGUUCCGCCCGACCCGGGCAUUAGGACCAGUACGGCUGCCGCUCUAGUCGACUGA
Molecule: messenger RNA, 1395 nt
Organism: Closterium sp. Yama58-4
Lineage: Eukaryota; Viridiplantae; Streptophyta; Zygnematophyceae; Desmidiales; Closteriaceae
Source: the annotation of a GenBank genome assembly